AUGCCGCUUAUAUUUGACUUGUCAGAUAAAGAAUCUGAUUAUGAAUUUGAGUAUGAAGUCCUCUCUGCAGGUUCAGCUGAUCCAUUUGAUGACACGGAAGAAUGGGUUUCUGCAAAUGGUUUUGCUGGACCUUCAGAUAUGCGAGGACUGGCUGCUCAAAGUAAUCUUGUCCUAGAAUGCAAACAAGAGAAUGGACCCAGUUCUAAUAAGGAGGUUCCCCAUGCCUCGAACUUGACAGCCGCGUUGGAUGAUAGUAUUAGCAAAGGAGUAUCCAGUGCAGAAGAACCUGAACAGGACACAGACCAUGACCAAGCCCCAGAACCGGAUGAGGGUACGAAUUUUGAAUUUGAAGAUUUGGAACAGUUGAUGUCUGAGAUUGGGAACAUGCGCGACAGUUCAAGAUUGCUGCCGGAUUGUCAGAGAAGAGAUAUGGCUGCAAAGCUGGCCAUGAAAAUGGCUACCAUGUUUGGGGGUGGCAGUGAUGGUGAAGUGGAAAGUAUCGGCGAGUAA
Molecule: messenger RNA, 510 nt
Organism: Malus domestica (apple)
Lineage: Eukaryota; Viridiplantae; Streptophyta; Magnoliopsida; Rosales; Rosaceae
Source: RefSeq, a predicted model, not a curated record